This is a messenger RNA of Sitophilus oryzae (rice weevil), 5289 nucleotides long. RefSeq lists its product as uncharacterized. Bases 1 to 5289 code for a protein of 1762 amino acids. Gene Ontology annotation, molecular function: nucleic acid binding. The transcript has a single exon. NCBI's taxonomy places the organism in Eukaryota, Metazoa, Arthropoda, Insecta, Coleoptera, Curculionidae. Gene Ontology annotation, biological process: DNA integration. The record is from RefSeq and is a predicted model, not a curated record.
AUGAGCGAAACUAACGAAACUUCACUAAUGGAGUAUAAAAAGAAACGUACUGCGAUUAAAGGUAAAAUUACGCGUUUUAGAAAUUAUUUUGAACAAUUACGUGUUAACGAAGUGACAGAGCUUGAAAUAAAUAAUUUAUCAAGUAGAUUUAAAAAGAUUGAAGUACUCUAUGAUGAGUUUGAUGAAGUUCAAAGUAAUAUAGAGUCGACUACGGAUACUGAAUUACCUAGCGACGUAGAUAAUUUAAGUAGAGAAGAGUUUGAAAAUAGCUAUUUUAAUAUUUUAAGUGAAGUUACGAAUUUUAUUGAUAUUUUUCAAGGUAAUAAGGUUUCUAUUGACAACUCGCAAAGUUUAAUAAAUCAAGUUCCACGUAAUGCUGAUUUAUUUGACAAUUCUAUGGUUAAAUUGCCAGUUAUUAAGUUACCAGAAUUUGAUGGCAAAUAUACAGGGUGGCUAGAUUUUAGAGAUUCAUUUUUAGCUCUAGUAGAGAGAAAUAAAUGUUUAUCAAAAUUACAGAAAUUUAUGUAUUUGCGAGGUGCUCUAGGUAAAGAGGUUUUUAAGCUAAUUGAAAGUAUUGCACUUGAAGAAAGUAACUAUGAUAUAGCCUGGCAGUUACUAGUUGAUCGCUAUGAAAAUAAAGAUUUAAUUAUACAUAAUCAUCUUAAGAUUUUGUUUGAUUAUCCUAAAAUUACUAGAGAAGAUCAUGUUGAAUUGAGAAGUAUUUUAGACACGUAUAAUAUGCACGUAAGGUCUUUAAAGUCCUUAGGCGAAAAAACAGAAUCUUGGGAUAGGUUAUUAAUUUUUCUUUUAACAUCAAAAUUUGAUUCAAAAACUGUUUGUGCAUGGGAGGCUUAUAAAUCUCAAACAACGCAAGUUUCUAAAGAUAUUCCUACGAUGGUAGACAUGAAUAUGUUUUUAAAAUCUAGAUGUGAUAUGCUAGAAAAAUUACAAUCCACGGAAAUAGUUAACAAAUUUGUUAGAAAACCCCCAAGUUCUAGUAAAAGUUAUGUUAUUCAUGCUGAAUCGCAUGGUAAUAAAAGUAUAAAUUGUUUUUAUUGUAAUAAAAAUCACCCCAUUUAUUCUUGUGAAUUAUUUUUAAACUUGUCUAUUGAAGAACGUCGAUCUACAGUAAAACGUUUGAAACUUUGUGCUAAUUGUCUUUUAAAAUCACAUUCUACUCCGCAUUGUCAAAGGAAAAGAUGCCCAAAAUGCAAUAGUCAACAUAAUAGUUUAUUACACUUUGAAACGACGAAUAGUCCCAGUUCGCACACGGCGGGCGGGGCGCCAAGGAUAUUAGAGGGGACCGGAGGGAGCACAUCGCGCGUCUCUGCAGAUUCAGCAUUUUCGGGGAUGCCUGGGACAUCGGUUAGCGGUCACGCACUAAGCGAGGUUGCCGGCUCGUGUAAAAUUAAGGAAGGUCUUCUGACUACCGCGCUAGUAUAUGUACAGGUCGGAAAACGUCGUGAAAAAUGUAGAGCGAUGUUAGAUAAUGGUUCUCAGGGUAAUUUUAUUACGGAACAGUUAUGCGAAAAAUUGAAUUUAACGCCUACUAGAGUGAAUCACGUGGUAGAAGGCGUAGGAACAGCGACUACAAGUGUAAGCCGAUUUGUAGAAAUAUCUGUAAAAUCUCGACUUACAGAGUUUUCAAUUAAUCUAGAAUGUAUGGUCCUUCAAAAAAUUACUAGUAAAAUUCCAAGCACGUCAUUUCAUAAAGAUAUUUUAAAUUUAACGAAUGAUCUAAAAGAGGUAGAGUUUGCUGAUCCUAAUUUUAAUAUUUCACAAGGAAUUGAUCUAUUAAUAGGUACCGGAGCGUUUUGGAAAUCUUUAUGGCCCGAAAAGAUCGAGUUAGGAGAAAAUCUUCCUGUAAUGCAGAACUCUGAAUUCGGUUGGAUAAUUGGUGGCGAGUUAUCAGCUAACAAGCCUAUCUCUAGUUCAAAGUGCUUUUUAACCAUCAGUGUAGAUAACCGUGGUUUAGAGCAACAAAUUGAGAAAUUUUGGAAUAUAGAGGAGUUGCCAAAAAACAAAGUUCAGUUUUCAGAAUCAGAUAAAAUAUGUGAAAAAUAUUAUAAACAAACGACGACACGCGAUCCUGAUACAAAUAGAUUUAUAGUGAAAAUACCGUUCAAGGAUAAUUUAAAAUUGCUUGGUGAUUCACGUGAAAUAGCCUUAUCUCGGUUUCUUGCAUUAGAACGUAGAUUUUUAAAAAAUGAAAACUUGAAACAGGAAUACGUAAAUUUUAUGCAAGAUUUUGAAAUUUUAAAUCAUAUGGAAGAAAUCGAAGAUACAGAGCCUGAAGAUUCCGCAAGUAGUUAUUAUCUUAGUCAUCACGCAGUUGUUCGGGAAAGUUCUUUAACAACUAAAUGUAGAGUUGUUUUUAACGCGUCCGAAAAAACAAGUACGGGUAUUUCUUUGAAUGAUGUACAGUACAGUGGUCCCGCUUUACAAAGUGAUUUGUUUGGUAUACUUUUAAGAUUUAGAAUGCAUAAAUUUAUUAUUACGGCUGAUAUAUCUAAAAUGUUUAGGCAAAUACUCGUAUCCGCUGAAACCCAAGAAUAUCAAAAACUAUUUUUUCGCGUUAAUCCUAGUGAUCCAAUAAAAUGUUAUAAAAUUAAUCGCGUAGUUUAUGGUAUGGCUUGUGCUCCAUUUUUAGCGAUACGGUGUAUAUUACAAGUUGCGUAUGAUAAUCGUAAAUUACAUCCACAAGUUGCAAAUAUUUUGGAGAAUGACAUGUACGUGGACGAUCUUAUUACAGGCUCUGAUACCGAAGACAACAUUUUGCAGAUUCAAAAGGACAUAUCCAAGAUUUUAUCUAGUGCAGGUUUUGAUUUACGAAAAUGGCUGUGUAAUGAUUUAAAUUUACUAAAUAAAUUUCAAGUAGAAGAAUCCUUAGAAGCUGGUAUUCUAAAUAUAGGUGAAGAUGAGUCUAAUAAAACCCUAGGCAUUUAUUGGAAUUCUAAUAAUGACACAAUCAAGUACACGGUUGGUAAAAUAAAUAUUUUUAAAAUCACGAAACGGUCAACUCUGUCUAUAAUCAGUCAAAUAUACGAUCCACUUGGACUGUUACAACCAGUAAUCAUAGUAGCAAAGAUCUUAAUGCAAGAAAUGUGGAAGGAAAAGAUCGAUUGGGACGACGAACUACCGGAGAAUAUUUUACAAGAGUGGUUGAGCUUUCAGGAAAAUUUAGAAUUUAUUAAUAAUAUUGAAGUUGAAAGACACGUAUUUCUUUCAAACUAUAUUAGUCUUGAAAUACAUGGAUUUUGUGAUUCAUCCAUAAAGGCAUACGGUGCAUGUAUUUACAUUAAAUGUACCACAAAUAGUUUUUCCAGUUCAAACUUGAUAUGCAGCAAAUCACGAGUAGCGCCAAUAAAACAAGUAAAUUUGCCAAGAUUGGAACUGUGUGGUGCAGUGUUGCUGGCACAUUUAAUGAAAAAUGUAUGUGAAUCGCUCAAGGUAAAUUUUACAAGAAAAUUUUACUGGUCAGAUUCUAUGAUCGUAUUAUGUUGGAUUCGAGGAUGUCCCAGUGAAUGGAAAACCUUUGUAGGUAAUCGUGUGGGGGAAAUUCAAACCCUUUCAAGACCAGACGAGUGGAGACACGUAAAGAGUGAAGAUAAUCCCGCAGAUAUGCUUUCGAGAGGUGAGACACCUCAAAGGUUAUGUCACUCAAAAUUAUGGUGGCACGGACCAGACUGGUUAUGUUUCAAUCGCGAUAUUAUGGAAAAUGAACUACAAGUUUUUAAGGACAUUCCAGAGCGAAAGUUAUUGUGUGGUAUUUCUGUGUCAAAACGUUUCUGUGUUUCUAGUAUUGUUUCGGAAUUAUUGGAGAGGUGUUCAAGUUUGGAAAGGUGUAUCCGCGUAUUAGCCUAUGUGAUGCGAUUUUUGGAUAAUGCGAGAGGGUCGCCCAACAGUAGGCGGACGGAUGAAUUAUCGCCCGUAGAUUUGGAAGGUGCGCUGACUCGUAUUGUUAGGAGCGUACAAAUAGAGUGUUUUCCUGAAGAAUAUGCGAGUUUGAGUAAUGGUAGGUCUCUUGCUAGUAAUUCCAAACUGUUAUCACUUAACCCGUUUAUGUAUGAAAAUUUAAUAAGAGUAGGUGGUCGUUUAGCCAAUUCUAAAUAUCCUUUUAAUAUACAACACCAGAUCAUUAUUCCGUCUUCUCACAGGUUUACAGAUCUUUUGAUAUUACGCGAACAUAUUAAAUUAAUGCAUUCAGGCGUGCAAGCAACAUUGUUUUCGGUUAGACAAGUUUAUUGGGUACUGUCUGGUAGAAACGCGUGUAAACGAGUUAUACGGCGUUGUAUACGUUGUUUCAAAGUGAACCCUAGAUCUUCCGACUAUUUAAUGGGAAACCUUCCAAGAGAACGUAUAACUGUUGCUUUUCCUUUUGCUAAUGUGGGAGUGGAUUACGGUGGUCCCUUUUUAUUAAAGGAUAGAUCGACACGCGGUGCUAAAAUAGUAAAAGCAUACUUAUGUCUAUUCAUCUGUAUGAGCACAAAGGCAGUACAUUUAGAAGCUGUAUCAGAACUUACAACAAAAGUAUUUCUAGCAACGUUUGAUCGUUUCAUUAAUCGACGUGGAAAACCUGAUAAUAUUUUUUCCGACAAUGGAAAAAUUUUUAUACGGGCAAAUACUGAACUUAGAAAACUCUAUGAAUUCUUGGUUAAUAAUGAAAAGGAAAUUUCAAAUUAUGCUACACGCGAACGAAUAAAAUGGAAUUUUAUUCCGCCUAGAUCACCUAACUUCGGGGGCAUUUGGGAAGCGAAUAUUAAGCGCGCAAAAUUUCAUUUAAAACAUUGUAUCGGACCAUUUUCCGUAACUUUCGAAGAAUUUUCGACUAUUUUAGCACGCAUUGAAGGCAUCCUAAAUUCUCGUCCUCUUACCCCUCUCUCCUGUGAUCCCAAUGAUCUGCAAGCCUUGUCACCUGGUCAUUUUUUAAUUGGACGACCUAUCACCGCUAUUCCAUAUCCUGAUGUGACGCAGUGCCAAGUAAAUCGUCUCGACAAGUUUCGUCGACUUCAAGCUAUCAGUCAAGAAUUUUGGCGGCGUUGGCAAAGGGAAUAUUUGCCAGAGUUGCAAGUACGAACGAAAUGGAAACGGCAUGGCAGCAGUAUCAUUAACGUUGGAAAACUGGUUCUAAUAAAGGACAUCAAUUCACCUCCGAUGUCAUGGAAGUUGGGUCGGGUCACGAAGCUACAUCCAGGCAGCGAUGGAGUGGUGCGCGUUGUAGACAUAAAGACCGCAAAUGGGCAGCUUCGACGAGCUUUAUCGCAAGUUUGUGUGUUACCAUUAGACUAA